GUCUCCUCUGAGACCAAGCAGACGUGAUCUCUCUCUUCACCUGAUAAACCUAAACUCUGAGCUUCAGCUAUGGCUCUGGAAAAGGCCAUUUCAGAUCUUGUGGAACUGUUUCUGAGUUACGCUGACGGCGAUGGUAAGCUAAGCCAGGAUGAGCUGAAGAAGAUGUUGGAGAAGGAAAUUGAAAACCCUGAAGUCAAAGAAAAAAUGACUAAAGGUGACUGUGACAAGAUCUUCGGGAAGAUGGAUAAGAACUGCAGUGGACAGAUCGAAUUCAGAGAGUUCGUUAUGUGUGUGGGCAAGAUGCUCAAAUGCCACUACCACAAGAAGACAGGCAGGGUCCAAGAUGAUGAUGGAGGCUGUCAACAAGCUUGCAAAUGAAACCAUUAAAGAACUGCCAUAUAAAAAUGUAAAACAAAAAAUGUACAAAUGGCAUAUGUGACACUGCCUACUUACUGCCAAAUCUAUCCUGAGUUAGAAAUUCCAAAAAAAGUGUCCAUUCAAUACUUACUGAGAAACAAAUAAAAAAAACUAUUAAGUUUAA
Plectropomus leopardus (leopard coralgrouper) is the source of this 541-nucleotide messenger RNA. Its product is annotated as protein S100-A12-like. Gene Ontology annotation, cellular component: perinuclear region of cytoplasm. Lineage: Eukaryota; Metazoa; Chordata; Actinopteri; Perciformes; Serranidae. The record is from RefSeq and is a predicted model, not a curated record. Gene Ontology annotation, molecular function: calcium-dependent protein binding; calcium ion binding; transition metal ion binding.